AUGGCCUUCGGCAGCUUUCGGCCGCUGGCGAUGCUCUCCCGGCUCUCUUUCGCCCGCAGCGUUCGCUGCCUCCGCGCGCGAUCCUGCGCGUCGGCGAGCGCCGCUGAGACAGCUUCCACCGCCGUAUCUGCGCAGCUCUCGCUGCCAGAGGCGUACGACACUCUGCUCACGUCCGGUCUAAAUAGUGACCCGGCGCAGCGAGACCUGUGCUACGCGCUGGAGGAUCUGAGGAGCCGGGUGAACGCGCACAGGGAGGCCUCGCAGCACUAUGCCGCGGAGCUGGCGGACUGGCGCCGGACUUGCGCCAGGCUCCAGGCCGAGGCGGACGCGGCAGAGGAGGCUCGCGCGAGGGAGGCUGCAAACGCACCGGCGUGGCGCAAAGCUCUGAAUGCAAUCCGCGACGCGGCGGGAGGCGGCGGCGGCAUCGUCGAGCGGGAGUCGCCGCACCUGAAGCUGCGGGUGGCGCAGGCGCAGGCGCACGAAGACAGCGGCGCGCCCUACCGCGACUACGACGUGCCCGCCGCGCUCGGCGAGGCCAACGCGGGCUCACACCAGCCCCUCUCGAGCGAGGAGCUGGCGCACCCGUUCUGGCGGACGGGCCUCGGCGGAAAGACGUUGCUGCUCGACCUGCUCGCGUCGGCGCUGCAGGCGGACGCACUCGCUGACGGGGGCUGCCCUCUCUCGCUGCGGCGCGCGCUCGUCGCCGAGAUGCGUGCGGCGGAGGCGGCGGCGCAGGCCGCCGGUAGCACUCGUCGGUCGGAGGAGUGGUGCGGCGAGGACGAGGCCCUGUCUGCGCGGGUCGGCGUCGUGAGCGGAGGGGCGUGCGUCACCGGCCCCGGAGAGGCGCCGCUCGUGCUCGACGACGUCGGCCGACCGGUGAGCGUCGGCGUGCUCUGCUACGACGAGGUGCAGAUGAUGGACAUCGCAGACGCGACCGUGCUGCGCGGCGUGCUCCAGGCGCUCGUCGGCGCGGGGUGGGUCCUCGUGGCAACCUGCAACCGCACGCCCGCCGAGUUUGCGGCGUCGACGAUGCAGCGCGAGCACCCGCAGUCUCGCUUCGCCGAGGCGAUGGCGGAGCACUGCGACACGCUCCAGCUGGGGGACGGCGGCCAGCUCGCCGCGCCGCAGCCGUCCUACUUUUGCCCGUGCGAGGGCGGCAGCGCGGUGCCCAGCCCGGCGGCGCAGCUCGACCGCUGCUUCGUCGACUUGACGGGCGGCGCCGCGGCGGACGAGGAGGUCGCGAUCGGCGCGGGGAGGAGGAUGCGGCUCGUCUCUGGCCGCGGCGUCGCCCGCGCCUCGUUCGAGCGGCUGUGCGGCACCGCGCUCGGGGCGGGAGACUACGUCGCACUCGCGCAGCGCUACCACACGCUGUGCGUCGACGACUUGCCGCAGAUGUCGCUGCGGCAGCGCGACCAGGCGAGGCGCUUCAUCACGCUGGUCGACCAGCUCUACAAUCACAAGACACGGCUCGUCGCCUCCGCCGCCGUCCCAAUCGGCGUGACGGCAAACUCGCUCGAGACAAACUACCAGGGCCUCCUCAAGACGGGCGCCGUGGCGGCCGACUCGCGCAAGGCGCUCUUCACGGGCGGAGACUCGCUCUUCACGGGGGAGGACGAGACCUUUGCCUUCCGGCGCGCCAUCUCGCGCCUCAACGAGAUGCAGUCGGCGCAGUACCUCGCCGCCCGGAGCCGCACGCGCGCUGCGAGGUGAGGCGGGGCCGGGGUGGGAGCCUAGGCGGCCUCGUAAGACGACACACCACCCGGGACAAGCAUCGGGCGAGCGCUGCUCGCCUUCCCGGCUGGGGCGGACCGGUGGUUUGAGUGGUGCUCACGGGUUGCAAUGCGCUGGUGGUGUGCGUGUACGUGUAGUGAGGACGCAGCUUGUAUGUUCUCGUGGGGGUGAGAGGGUCCAGGGGACGCGCAAGGCAACUGGGAGUCCCAGUCGGCGCAGGGAGCAGAGCGGGAGACCGUGAGGCUGCUCUCUGAGCGAUGACACACUAGCAGGGGCAUCAACCAUCAUGAUUGCCAUCGGAGUCACUUGUAUACG
Messenger RNA from Emiliania huxleyi CCMP1516, 2046 nucleotides. Its product is annotated as ATPase. The record is from RefSeq and is a predicted model, not a curated record. Gene Ontology annotation, molecular function: ATP binding; ATP hydrolysis activity. Gene Ontology annotation, cellular component: mitochondrion; cytoplasm. Bases 1 to 1710 code for a protein of 569 amino acids. The transcript has 9 exons. Lineage: Eukaryota; Haptophyta; Isochrysidales; Noelaerhabdaceae.